ACGUAGAUAAUUUGGCUUGUUUUGCUCCCUUUUUCCGAUUAUUUCUUUGCUUGCGCGCGCUCUCUUCACAUAAGCGCAUGCAUGUAUUUGUGUGUUUGUAUGUGUGCGUGCCGUAUGCUCUGCAGCUCUGCGCGCCAGUGCUAGAUUCAAACCAGCUACCAGUCAUACUCAACAGUUCAACUGGGGUUGGACGCCGACAGCAGUUCACUCUGGACUUGGUGCGGUUGAUUGUUGUUGCUCUUGUAGUGAUGUUGCGCUUGCUGUUAUUGCUUGCUCACUACUGCUGCUACUCUCAAUUGGGAUUAGUUGGAUUUGUUUGUGUGCUGCUGUUGAAAGAGCUAGUCGUCCCCCCCCUGUGCUUGCUGCCGCUCAGUCACAGACGCGCUGCCGCAAUUCAUCCACCUCAGCCAUGCGCUCAGCAGCACGCCAACUCGCUUUUACGAUUUUCUUUAAAUACUACUCCGUGGAUGGGCUCUCGCAACAGUCGUCUUUUAUCUGGCCAACGGUUAAGGAAGUAUUGCUUGCGCACUCUGUGAUCGACCGUCGGAUGCAUUUACGAACUUGUUGUUUAACCACCUAACGAAAUAAUACCUAAAUUGCAGCCACAACAAUAACAAAGUGUGUUACAAAAAAAAUGUUAACCAAUUUUUGGUAUACAAUAUAUAUAACAACAGCAGCAAAGUGUGAAAGAUAAGCAAACAUAUUGCUUUGGCUGCCUUCAAUUGCGUCUCCGGCUUACUCCACGCGCGCCCAUCUCUUGUGCUUGUGUGUAACGUCUUUUUGUUAGUGUUUUUUUGUAUGAAAUUUAUCGUCUUGCAGCCAGCCUUCAUUGCGUGCGCGACGCACUGCGCUGCUCUUAGCUGGCGCUGCUCUGCUCUGCACUGAAGCGCAUUCUGUUGAGCUGAGCGCUACUUCAAUCCAACUCAUCGCGCGUCGAAUAUAUCAUUCCGUGUGCGCCCGUGAACGUGGUUACAACCACAGCUCGAAAUAUCGGGUUCGCUCAUCAGUCAGCUUCAGUUUAAGUUCAGUGGCAUGAAAUUUGAAGUGAAGUGGCCAAAAUAAAUGAAAGAAGCGGAAGCAUAUUAGAACUUCAAUAAAAAUAUAAAAAAAAAACAAUAUUUAUUAAGUGCUGUGGAUGCUCACAAAUGAAUAGAAGAAAUUUCUAAAAAUACGGCAAAUAAGACUACGAAUUAAAUUAUUUUAAGACAAAAUAUUUUUUUUUUAAUUUCAAAAUUUGUUUAUAUAAACUGAAAGUGUUUAUCAGCAACUUGUGCGCCGAUGCUGCAAUAAAAUAACAGUUACCAAAACAAAUAAAUUAAAAAAAAAAAUUAAAACUAAGAACAAAAAUAUUAAAUUAAAAAUUGAGAUUGCAUAUUUUAUCAAAAAAAUGUAUAAAUACACUGAAAUUUGAGUAAAUGAAAGUGAAGUUGUGAAACGACCGAACAAAGGAUAACCAAACAAUUGCGAGCUGCUGAAACAGCUAAAAAUACACGCUAACUAUUAGUCAAGAAAAUCUAUAAGAAUAAUCAAAAGCAUAGAAAAACGCAAAAUAUUUAGUGUGAUUUAGCGAAAUUUUAAGUGUGAAACUAAAAUCGAACAAAAAUAUUUUUAUUUACAUCAAACACGCUGGAUUAAAAUCUGCAAUGCAAUUUAAAGCUAAGCGAUCAAAAAGAUUUAUUUCAGUCUCGUCUCGCAUAUCUCAGUUUCUCAACCAAAUAUUUAAACAAACAAAAAGCAACUAAAGAAAUUCUGCUGCAGCAACGAACCAACCAAUCAACUAACCAACGGCACGUGCCUGCAUAUAACGCACACACACACAUCUAAACAUAAACUAAUCAUAUCGAAUAAGAACAACGAAAUGCUCGCCACAGCAGCCGCCAGCACACAACCAGCAUUGGAUGCCAUACAAACGAGCGUCACCAAGAUGGAGCGACGUGACUCAACGACGUCGGAAUCAUCGUUGGAGCACUUGGAUUUGGGACGCACACCAAAGAAGCUCAGCGCACACUCAUCGGCCACAUCUACGCCGCAUACAAACACCAACAUUAGCAACAUAAACAAUAACAGAGCCAACAGCAACGAUGUGCAUGCAAAAGAUGCCAACAAUACAAAUGCCACAACUGCAACUGUUGCCUGUGGUAGCAACAAAACAUUGCUACCACACCAGCAGCGACACAUCAACGACUCCGAUGAGGCGAAUGAUUAUGACGAUGAUGACGAGGAGUCGCCCGACGAACAGUGCAUUGGCAAACAGAAUACGCUCAAUUCGAGAUCACAGCGUCACCAUAAGCGUCGCAGCACAGCGCCACGUCUAGACAAACGGACCAGUGUACAUUUGGAAUUCAAUGCGGACGAUCCCAAUUCGCUGCGCAAGAAGUUUCGUUUUAAUCGCAGCAACUCUGCGUCCGAACAAAUGUCCAGCAAUAAUGAGUCUGGCUUCGUGGACGCCAGCUGUAGUAGUCAUUAUCUGAAUGCCUCGGCAGUGUCAUUGGCGGCGGCAGCAGCGGUGGCAGCAGCAGCAGCGACGGCGACGACGACAGCUGCAAUUAACAUGACGCCGUCACUACUGCAUAGCACAAUGUCUGCAUCAGCGUCGGCAUCGGGCUCAGCUUCGGUUUCGGCGACAGGCUCGCACAGUUCGUCGUCGGCCGCUAGUUCGCCGCGUGGCUGUGGCGCUGGUUUGGCUGCUUCCUCCGCUUCGGUGUCGAGUCCCGAAUCGGGUAUAGGCGAUAGGGAACGCGAGGACAUGAAAUUCGUGUGCACCAUCUGCGAUGUGGUGUCGGCGACGCGACACGAAUUCACAAAUCAUAUACGCUGCCACAAUUACGCCUCCGGGGAUACGGAGAACUACACAUGUGCUAUUUGCUCUAAGGUACUCUCCUCGGCCUCCUCACUGGAUCGGCAUGUGUUGGUGCACACGGGCGAACGUCCAUUCAAUUGCAAAUAUUGUCACCUCACCUUCACCACCAACGGCAACAUGCACCGGCACAUGCGCACACACAAGCAGCAUCAGCACAAUCAUCAUCAUCGCCGCAACUCGAAUGGAACAAAGCAAAGUAGUCACAGUCACAACAAUAACAAUAACAGUGCCGCCGGUAUGCCCACCAACAGUGGCGGAACCGACGCUUUCGCCUCAGCCACCAACACUUAUGCGCAAUUAAGUAAUGGCUUGAUUGGUGAAGGUGUCAAAACAGCAUCAGCCGAGGCCGUAACGAUGACGAACGAUGCCAGUACGGCCGCCACUGCUCAAACGGGUAGUGGCGCCGCCGCCGCCAUCGGUGCAGGUGUUAAUGGUAAACGCUUGCACAGUAGCGGUGUAGAAAGUUGCGAAAGUGACGGCGGUUGCUCAACAGACUCCUCAUCAAGUGCCAUCAGCCAUAGCUCAAAUAAUAAUCAUAGCAACAAAAACAAUAAUAGCGACAAUAUCAACAACAAUGCCACAAAUAAUUGCAAUAACAAUAUGAACGCGAAGCGUAAUCGUUUAGGUAAUUUUAAGCGUAAACUUAGUGAACAACAUGACGAAGGCAACGCGGAUGACGACGCCGACCUGACAACGAUGACGGCGACGAAGCGACGCGUGAAGACCACCAUAAACAAUAAUAAUAUAAUCGGCGAGGAUGUGGAAGAAAUUGAUGCGCGCAUGGGCACUCAUACUAAUGACAGCGCCAUGGUAAUCAACAAAACCAGCGCAUCCUCUUCGGCAUCGGCCAUGUCGGCGGAGGAACGCGAUGUCGGCGAAGAUGACGAUGAGGACGUUGAGCAGAAGCCGUAUUUCGCCUGUCCCGUCUGUCCGGUGUGCAAUACGGGUGACUUUGCCGAUACACGCGCCUUGGACAACCAUUUGGACAGCGAGCACUCGGACAUACCCGCCAAGUGCCGACACUGCGAGGUAGUCUUUCGCACACACCGCCAACUGAGCUUGCAUCCGUGCACGCAGCGCUUGCUCGGCAGCCGGCAGAUGCCGCUGGUGGAGUGCGUGAAAUGUGAUCAGAGCUUUGAGAAUGGUGACGCUUUGGAGUUGCAUGCGCGCGACUGCCGAACUAACGAGUUGAGACAUGCGCGCCGUAGUCGCAGCCUGAGCGAUAGCUUUACAGCAACGCCUCUGACGGAAGCCGAAAUUGAGGAUAAGACGAACCAAAUACGCGAUAAUUUCUUGCGUCAGUUAUAUAUGCAAAGUCAAAAGCCAUUUUGCGCGCAGAGUUUGAUCUCGCUGCCCUCGCCGCAGCACUCAGCACACGACGAAGUGGAUUCGGCGAAUGUAAGCAAUACCGAUAUCAAAAUCGAGACAGCUGACACUGAGCCAACAGAUCAAUUGACAAGUAAUUUACUAUCACAACAGUCGCACGACUCAAAAGAUCUUGCCGAUAUACAAUCGAUACUCAACAUGACUUCGUCGUCGUCAACAUCCAAUUUUUUGAAGAACUUUGAGCAAUCGGUGAACACUCCAUCCAGCAAUUAUAGCUUGGACAAAGAUGAGGAGGAGGCGCAAGAUGUCUUCACAUCUGAGUUUCGUAAAAUGAAAUUGCGCGGCGAGUUUCCAUGCAAGCUCUGCACGGCCGUCUUUCCGAAUUUGCGUGCGCUAAAGGGUCAUAAUCGUGUACAUUUGAGCGCCGUCGGCCCAGUUGGUCCGUUCCGUUGCAAUAUGUGCCCUUACUCGAUAUGCGAUAAGGCUGCGCUGGUGCGACACAUGCGUACACAUAAUGGCGAUCGGCCUUACGAAUGUGCUGAGUGCAAUUAUGCUUUCACCACGAAGGCUAACUGCGAACGUCACUUGCGUAAUAGACAUGCGAAGACUACACGCGAUGAGGUAAAACGUGCCAUUAUAUACCAUCCAUCCGAAGACUCAACUUGCGAUGAUCCCGCCAAGAAGCUGCAUAUGUUCUCUUCGCCCGAUUUCGAUGACGAUAUGGAGUUGCAAUAUCAACAACAUCAUCCCAAAGAUCGCUCGACGCCCGUGUCGCAUCUUAAAGAAAUCUUAACCGCUGAGAGUCCACUUGCCAAACCGAUAAAGAUACAGGUUAAGAGUUUAGAGCAAUUGUUGGACAAGUCAACCGGUUCGGUCGGUAGCUACAAUGACUCGUUUGAAGAACGUACACCAGCGACGUCCAGCUUGCAACAAGGCGAGGCUGCGCCCAUCGAUUUGAGUAUGGAUGUUUUGGAUCUUAGCAAGAAACCCACAGCUAAGUCCGUCGAAAAAGAGGGCAUUGCUGCGCCAGCACCGCCAGUAACAGAAAAUGGUAUUGAUCCGGAAAAGAAACUGGAUCUAUUUUCAUAUGUGAAGGAGAAUUUAAACAUGCCAAAAAUGCUGGAACUCUGGAGUUUGUCUGCACAAUUCCCAUUCAUGCCCGACUUCGCUCCACUAAUGAAUCAGAUGUUUGGCGGCAACGCUGCUGCCAAUCCAUUUCUACCACCCGGUCUGGACUUAAAUAAAAGUAUGCAAGCUUCGGCAAACAUGGCACCACCUAUGCUACCAAAUUUGAACUCUCUAAUGGCCGAUAAGCUAAACACGCAUCCAAAUACCACAUCAGAUCCCAAUAUAAUGAAUCAAAUGUUGCCCACAUCCAUGAUGACGCCACCACCACCGAAUACCGGAAUGAAUAUGCCGCGUCACUCGCACAUUUCACCCACGGUAUUGCCAGGUGGCCCCGUCAAAAUGGUCAUAAAGAAUGGCGUACUAAUGCCCAAACAGAAGCAGCGUCGUUACCGCACCGAGCGACCCUUCGCCUGCGAGCAUUGCUCCGCGCGUUUCACGCUUCGCUCAAAUAUGGAGCGACACGUAAAGCAACAACACCCUCAGUACUACGCACAACGUCACCGUACCGGCCACCACAGCAUGCGUGGACGCGGCGCCAGCAGCUCAACGGCAAUGAACAGCAUUUCCCAUUUACAAGCGGCAAUUGCUCAAGCGCACAAUAACGCCACUCAAGCACAAGGCAACGGUCUGGGCGCUUCACCGAUAUCGGAGCAGGUCAAGUACGCGAUACUGGCGCAGCAGCUGAAGGCGCGCAAGGACACCGACUUACUGCAACAAGCCCUGGCGCACGGCUCCAGUAGCAUUGCAAAUAGCCAUCAUAUGUUGCUGAAUGCUGCUGGUGCUGCGCUCGGACCGCUCGGCCCACCAAACGGUCUCCAGUUCCCAUUCAAUCAUUUGGGUCAGCCCACAAACGUUAACGGCACCGCGGAGGAUGAUGAACCAAAAUUGAUUAUUGACGAAGAUGAAGAUGAUGACGUCGAAGAGAUACUAGACGACAACGAAGAAGAUGAAGAGUUCCAGUUCUCAAACGAACACUUCGAGAAUGUGCGCAAAUUUCAAGCGCCAGCACCCGUCGUGGCAGAAGGUAAGACAACAACCCCAACCACCAAUGAGUCAAACAAUGAGACAGCGAAGAAAGUUGCCGAAACCAUACUCGAACAGGCGAAGAAAACUGGUCAAAAACCAAAUCAAGCAACCAGCAAACCCAGCUCAAACUUUGCCGCCAAACCCACACCUACUAAGUCAGUUGCAUCAACAACAACUCCGGCAGCACCUGCGGCGCCUGUCACGCCAGCCAACACAAUGAAAGCCAUGAUCGCACAAGCCGAGUCGGUGGGCAAGUUUCUGAAAGAGGUCGCCAGUUCACCUUUCAAAGAUGAAUCGCAAGAUCUGGUGCCGGUUGCCAAACUAGUGGACAAUGCCACCAGCAACGCCGUUUCAUUCAACAAUUAUUUCCGUCCCAGCGAUGUAGCCAAUCAUAUGGAACAAAGUGACGAAGAGGGGCUGGUGGCCUCAGGCAGCGCAAGCGAAAGCAAUCACUCCGGCACCGAAGACGUAGCCGCACCAGCGGAGCCGAAAAAGAAAUCGGCCUAUAGUCUUGCGCCAAACCGUGUCUCAUGCCCCUACUGCCAACGCAUGUUCCCCUGGUCCAGCUCACUGCGACGCCAUAUACUAACACACACCGGCCAAAAACCAUUCAAAUGCUCACACUGUCCGCUGCUCUUCACCACCAAAAGCAAUUGUGAUCGACAUUUGUUGCGCAAACAUGGCGACGUAGAGUCAGCGGUGUCGGUCUAUGUGCCAACCGAAGAUGUCAACGAGCCGAUACCAGUGCCAAAAUCCGUCGAGGAGAUCGAACAACAACAGCGACAACGCGAAGAGGAAGAGCGCAAGCGCAAAGCUGAAGAGGUGAAAUUGGAGCGUGAGCGUCGUGAGAAGGAGCAGCGCUUACAGCAGGAGAAGGAACAACAAAAUAAACUCUUCAAACAAUUGGCUGUCGCACAGCUGCAACAACAGCUCAAUGUCUCAAUGAGCGCAGCCGCAAAUGCGGCCAGCAGCGCAGAGGCCGAUGCACGCGCCAAAGAGAAUCUCUCACAGCUCAACGCUGAUUUGCCAUACAAAUGUCAUUUGUGUGAGAACUCCUUCGCCGAACGCUUCAAUUGUCUGGAACACAUCAAAAAGCAGCAUGCGCCCGAGUUCACAUUGCUACUCAGCAAGGGCGCAAUCGUCAGCGAUGCCGAAGCCAACCAAACACAACUGCUCGAGGACGAGGAACGACGUGUGGGCGAAGAGGCGAACAACUUUGCGCUGCUGCCAAAACUACCGGCCUACACCAAUCGCAAAGUAAUUUGCGCCUUCUGCGUGCGUCGCUUCUGGUCCACCGAGGAUUUGCGCCGACACAUGCGCACACACUCGGGCGAACGUCCGUUUCAAUGCGAAAUCUGUUUGCGCAAAUUCACGCUGAAGCACAGCAUGCUGCGACACAUGAAAAAACAUACAAGUCGCGGACAGAAUGGAGGUGCCGGUGGCGAUGGUGCUUCGGCAAUGGCUAACAGUGGCUCGGACUUCUCGGACGAUGAACAAAUGCCGACACCAACGUCUACGUCUGCAUCUGCCUUCACCAGCGCCACUACAGCAACGACGACGACUGCGGCGAUAACAGCGACAUCUGCAACACAGCGUUCACCCAAAAUACAUGAGCUGUUGAGCAAAACCAACGAAUGGCGCAGCACUCACUUGGCUGGCGAACAAAAGGAGAAUAUUGCCGAAGAACAACCGAAUGGACUACACAACGACCUGAUCGGCAAUCUGUUGGGCAUCAGCGAUCAGGGUAUACUCAAUAAAUUGCUCUCGUCGCCCGACGAAGCGGCUAAACUGUUGGGCGUGGAGAAGUAAGCUACCGCGGCAAUGGCUGCUUGAGUGCAGUCGGGUUAAUGGAAAUACGAGAGAACUUUUUUCGAUUGCGAGUCAGCUGUAGCUGAGGCAACUAUCGGCAUUCGCUACGCUGUCUCGAUCUAGUCAAAACUCUUAACAAAAAAAUUAAAACAAAUAAGAUGUGUAUAUUUCUCAUUGUAAAAAUGAAAGUCGGCUAUAAACUUGGAGCCGUUAAGCAGCAAGGCAGCCAGCUAGCGCCAAAAUACUUAAAUUUUAAUUCAAAAAGACGCAGUGUUGCAUUUUUGCAUGCAACUUUUUGCAGUUAAAAACUAAUGGAAAAAUAUAUUGAUAGUAGAAAAGUAGCAUUGUUUGCUAUUUUUCUCAAAAAAACAUUUUUUUAUAAAUGCACCAAUUAUUAAAGAAAAUAACUAUUUAAAGAUCUUCUGCCAGCUGGCUUAAAGUUCCUAAAAUUAUUUUCUUACAAAAAUGCUUGCAAAAGUCUAUUCAUAGCAUUUUUUAUCUGGAAAAUAUUAGCGGCGCAACUACUAACGGUCAACUGGUACUCGAUCUUUGCCUUCAAACUACUACUUACGCUGUUAAAAUUAAUCGAAAAAAAUAUUUAUUAUUAUGUAACAACGAAAAAUAGACUUAAAUAUUGAUGCUGCUCUGAUAUUCAAAGCAAUUCCAACUGAAUUUUAUGUACUAGACAAUUUUCUAACAACUUUUCUCUAUAUAUACGCCACCACUGUUGCUACUUGUCAAACAAAAAUUACAUAAGCACUGUUAGCUUUUAAGCAUUACAUUAUAAUUACUUGAAUUAUUUGUAAUGAAUAUUUGUAAUUAUAACAAUUUUAAUUACUUUAAAGCACAAAAGUGCAAUUUAAUCAUAAAAAGACAAAUGUCCCCACAAAAGAUAUACCAAAGCUUUUCUAUAUAAAAACAUUGUAAAAUAUUAUUCAUAGAAAAUCGAAAGCAAAGAUUGUUGUUGCACUUUCAGCAAAACUUAUUAUAUACAAAUACAUACAUACAUAUAUAUAUAUAUAUAUAUGUAAGUCAUUUAUUGUCUCAAUUAUUGUAAUUUUACACGUUUUAAUAGACUUUUGCCUAAUUUUGAGGUUAUGCUUGACAAAACAAAAGACUUAAAUCUAAAGAGUAGCCUAGUUAAAUACAUAUUAAAUAUAUACAAAUAAGAAAUAUGAUUAAGCAACGAAUAACUGUAAAAUGCCUUCAAUACAAUUGAUAUGUACUUAAUAUAAUACCUAAUUAAAGGAAUCUAUUAUAAAUAACUAUAAAUAAUAUUAGUUUUUUUUUUUGGUUUUGAAUUAUGAAACACUUGAAUUACAAUUUUGUAAAUUUGGGUGAGGCCUUCAAACCGCAAAGUGGCUUAUAAAAUAUUAUAUUUAAAUAGUUAACAAAAACAAAAAUACAAACUUAAAGUACUUAAACUAAUGUUAAUUAAAAAGUAUUUAGCUGCAUGAAAAUAUCUAAGAAUCAAUUAAAUCUAAUAUUAAAUGUCGCUUUGUAGUUGUUAGUAUUGAUAAUAUUGAUGUUAUAUUUUCGAUUUUUGCUUUACAUGCAUGCGUAUGUAAUUUUUAUAUAUUUAUUCUAAAUUAUAAGAAGAGUGAAUUUGGAAAAUAUGGCCUUAAAUUACUCAAUAAAAAGUAAAAGUCUAAUAAAAAAAAACUAUAUACAGCAAUAACCAAAGUAUUCUUUUGUCAAAAACUUAUUAGAAUUUACAAAACCAUAUAUCUGAGGUUAUAUAAAUCAGAGUUUGAAUAAAAUAUAUAUUUAAGUUUAAGCUAAAAUUAAAUAAAUACUUGAAAUUGUAAUUUACGCAAAGAAAAACUUCAAUAAAGUACUUAAUAAAAUUAUUUGAAAAGAACG
This is a messenger RNA of Bactrocera oleae (olive fruit fly), 10012 nucleotides long. RefSeq names its product pebbled (gene peb). The record is from RefSeq and is a predicted model, not a curated record. Gene Ontology annotation, biological process: regulation of transcription by RNA polymerase II. Gene Ontology annotation, molecular function: RNA polymerase II cis-regulatory region sequence-specific DNA binding; DNA-binding transcription activator activity, RNA polymerase II-specific. Gene Ontology annotation, cellular component: nucleus. Lineage: Eukaryota; Metazoa; Arthropoda; Insecta; Diptera; Tephritidae.